GUUUAGCAGCACCCUUGGCCCAGCCUGUUGAGCUCCUGGCACUAGCACGCAGCUUGCAGAGCAGCUGCUGGUGGCUGGGUUUAUUUCAAAGUGGCUUGGAGCUGCACCAGGGACUGUAGCCUCCCCUGCACAGCACAGGCAGGGAAGGUAGGAGCUGCCGAUAUGAACCUUGAGGGGCUGGUGUGCUCCAAAUUGCAGUGCAGAUUCAUCUUCGUCUUUCUCAGGAAGCUGUGGAGAGUGCUGAGGCUUCUGCUGAGUGUGGUGCUCAGUGUGCAGGUUGUCCAGUACUGCAAGAAGAUGGCGCAUGAUGUUCCCUUUGAGAAGGACAUCAACAUUUGCAGGAAGCACUUUGCCUGGAGAAAUCCCAUUCUUGGCAGGUUUGAGCCUGACUGGAAGCCUUUCCUGACCAGCAGGGAGUUAUUCUGGCAGGACAACACCCCGGAGAGGAGAAAACUAAACAACCUUCUCCAGUUCCACAUGCUUCCCUUUGGGCUGAACAGCUCUGUUCUCGAUGCGUUCCGUACGUUGCAGCUCCUCCCGCAGCAGGAGAUGCCAAAGUCCAUUGAGCGUCUUCGGUGCCGAAGGUGCGUUGUGGUCGGCAACAGUAACUCCAUCCGUGGCCGAGGCUUCGGGGCGGUGAUUGACUCGCACAACGUCGUCAUAAGGUUAAACAACGCUCCAGUGAAAGAUCACAAGGCAGAUGUGGGUGAGAGAACCAGCAUCCGGCUCUUCUUCCCCGAGUCUGCGGUACCCAACCCUCUGGAUAACAACAACAAUGAAACGCUGAUGGUGCUCAUUCCGUUCAAGAGCCUGGAUUUUACAUGGGUGAUGGAGAUGCUGCUGGAUACGAGGAAUAAGACUGUAGAGGGGUUUUGGCGCAAGCCUCCUAGUGAAUGGAAGUGGAAUACCUCUUACCUGCGGAUUCUGCACCCUUAUGUCACCUACCAAGCCACAUACAAAUUGCUUCAGCUGAAGAAGAAGGGCAAGCAAUAUUCUACCACGGGAAUCAUCGCCUUGAACUUAGCCCUCCAUAUCUGCCAUGAAGUCAAUAUCGUAGGGUUUGGUUACCCUGAGCGGCAUGACAACACCACGCCGGUGCACUACUAUGACACGGAGCAUCUGAGCCAGGAAUUGUUCAUGAUGCACAACAUCACCGCGGAGCAGGAGUGGCUGCUGAAAAUGAUCGAGCGGGGGAUGAUAUCCGACUUGAUGCGUCCUUCCUCCUGGUCUUGGGGCCCCUGGCUGGGGUGAUGCUGCGUGAUGUUCCAGGAGCUGUUGCUCCAUGCACUCAUGUUGGGCCACAGUUGGCUUUUACUCUGGUUGUUCUGUGCUGUACUGGACUGGGCAGGCGUUUCCCUGUUUUGUGUCUGGUGGCAAUGAGCCAUGGCCCUUUGGCAUUUGGCGGAAUGACUUUUGCUCUCAUGGCCUGUGACCUUUGCCUCUAAUCACUGAUUCAGGGCUUCCUUGGUGGAGGAGCAACAGUGUCAGAUGGUGCUUCCUGCACCCUUUUGCCUCCUCUGCUUUGCCUGCUAGUCACGUGUGCUCCUUUGAGUUGAGAGGUUAAAGCCCCCAAUGAUGAUUGUAAACAAGGCCCCUUGUAGUUCCAGCACCUUUCUCCGGAGCCUCAAGUGAGCAGGAGUGGGUCCCAUUGGCGUGCAGAAGGACCUGCCGAGCGCUCAGAGGAUCGUGUGUUUCAGGUGCUCUUUGAAAAGCUGGGGAAUGUUACUGGCAGCAGGACCGUGCUGUUGAGUUUUUCUGUUGGGCAAUAAAGAAAGAGCUGGUUU
Molecule: messenger RNA, 1784 nt
Organism: Pelodiscus sinensis (Chinese soft-shelled turtle)
Lineage: Eukaryota; Metazoa; Chordata; Testudines; Trionychidae
Product: CMP-N-acetylneuraminate-beta-galactosamide-alpha-2,3-sialyltransferase 4-like
Biological process (GO): glycolipid biosynthetic process
Molecular function (GO): beta-galactoside (CMP) alpha-2,3-sialyltransferase activity; beta-D-galactosyl-(1->3)-N-acetyl-beta-D-galactosaminide alpha-2,3- sialyltransferase activity
Source: RefSeq, a predicted model, not a curated record